GCUUGAAAGCUCUCUGGGGCCCAGGGACAGCAGAAGCCCCGUCUCUGUCUGCCCAGGGAAGUAAGAACAGCAGCACUCUUGGAUUUGGCUGCACAGAACUGCGUCCUCCAGGUUAUCAGGAGGGCAGGGCUAAGUGGCUGAGGUCUACGAUCCUGUCAAGGACCUUUUCUGAGAAGAGUCUCUAAAAGAGCAUCACACCAGAAGGAAUAAGCAAGUCAUGAAUUCUCCGGACUGUUGCUACCUUCUAACUUCUGGGCAGAUGUCUGUCAAGAGCUAGGUCCACUGGCCCAUACACAUCCUGCUGAAGAAGCAGCAGAAGUUUCCAGCUGAAGCUUCUGUGAGACAGCAUGAAGGCCGACAAUACCACGACCAGUGCCUUGUGGUUGCAAAUCACCUACAUCACCAUGGAGGCUGCCAUUGGUCUCUGUGCUGUAGUGGGCAACAUGCUGGUCAUCUGGGUGGUCAAGCUGAACCGCACUCUGAGGACCACCACCUUCUAUUUCAUCGUCUCCCUAGCACUGGCUGACAUUGCUGUUGGGGUGCUGGUCAUACCCGUGGCUAUUGCUGUCAGCCUGGAGGUCCAGAUGCACUUCUAUGCCUGCCUUUUCAUGUCCUGUGUGCUUCUGAUCUUCACCCACGCCUCCAUCAUGUCCUUGCUGGCCAUUGCCGUAGACCGAUACCUGCGGGUCAAGCUGACAGUCAGGUUGUCAUUUCUUGUUGUGAACUUACCGUUUUUCCCCCAUUCAAACAGAUAUAGAACGGUUACCACUCAAAGAAGAAUAUGGCUAUUCCUGGGCCUCUGCUGGCUAGUGUCCUUUCUGGUGGGACUGACCCCCAUGUUUGGCUGGAAUAGAAAAGUGACCUUAGAGCUCUCUCAAAACAGCUCCACCCUCUCGUGCCACUUCCGUACCGUGGUCGGCUUGGAUUACAUGGUCUUCUUCAGCUUCAUCACCUGGAUCCUCAUCCCCCUGGUUGUCAUGUGCAUCAUCUAUCUGGACAUCUUCUACAUCAUCCGAAACAAACUCAGUCAAAACCUGACUGGCUUCAGAGAGACGCGUGCGUUUUACGGCCGGGAGUUCAAGACCGCGAAGUCCCUGUUUCUGGUUCUCUUCUUGUUUGCCUUGUGCUGGCUGCCUUUGUCCAUCAUCAACUUUGUGUCCUACUUUAAUGUGAAGAUACCAGAGAUUGCCAUGUGCCUGGGCAUCCUGUUGUCCCAUGCGAACUCCAUGAUGAACCCUAUUGUCUACGCCUGCAAAAUAAAAAAGUUCAAAGAAACCUACUUUGUGAUCCUCAGAGCUUGCAGGCUCUGUCAGACCUCGGAUUCUUUGGACUCAAACCUUGAACAGACUACUGAGUAGUUCCCAUGACAGAUAAAGAGCCAGCUCAUUUACCCUCACGGUUCGCAUCGGUAAACACUAUAAGGACUUAACAGCCGUUCUUGCUUCCUUCCAGUGCAGUGGGGUCAUCGGGCUGGUUGCCACAGAGCUCCCUUCCGCUCCUCCCUC
Rattus rattus (black rat) is the source of this 1505-nucleotide messenger RNA. It is a transcript of the gene Adora3, whose product is annotated as adenosine A3 receptor. The record is from RefSeq and is a predicted model, not a curated record. Gene Ontology annotation, cellular component: membrane; synapse; dendrite. Gene Ontology annotation, molecular function: G protein-coupled adenosine receptor activity. Gene Ontology annotation, biological process: G protein-coupled adenosine receptor signaling pathway. Lineage: Eukaryota; Metazoa; Chordata; Mammalia; Rodentia; Muridae.